AAUACAGCUGCUGGCCCGAUGGAUCGGACAGGUUUCGGAGUUUCUUUAUUUUCAAACCAUUAGACUAGCCUGUUUUCAGCCGUGUGACUCUCUAUAUGGGCAACUCAGUCACAAACAAGAGCUUCAGCUGCUUUUUUUCAGAACUUAAAGUAAUUUGGGGAUCCGGUCCCAGGGAAGGCUGCUACUGACAGGUGCGCACAGUGCGCAGAGAGGAUGGGUAGACGUGAGGCGGACGGCAGAGGCACAAUGAACACCAGCGGCCGCUCCGAGCUGGGUUGUCUGCAGGACGCGGCAUUCAGCAGCCACCAUGGCGGCGAGCAGUCUCCGAAGAUGGACAGGCGUCGUGCCUGCAACGCGGAGAAGCGACAGAAAAACAGAGCGGUGGAGGAGGUGGGUCAGGCGUCGGCCGCCGCAGCAGCGCCAAUGGAAGUAAAGAAGCACCAGCACAAGCACAACUUAAAGCACCGUUAUGAGGUGAUGGAGACUUUGGGGAAAGGCACCUACGGCAAAGUGAAGAAAGCGGUAGAGAGAGCGAGCCAGAAGACGGUGGCGAUCAAGUCGAUCCGCAAGGAGCGCAUCACUGACGACCUGGACAGAAUUCACAUCCAGAGAGAGAUUGAAAUCACCUCUUCACUCAGGCACCCCAACAUCAUACGCUUCCACGAGGUGUUUGAGAGCCGGGAUAAGAUUGUGAUUGUGAUGGAGUACGCCAGCAGAGGAGAGCUGUAUGAUUACAUACAGGAGAGGAGGCGACUGCCAGAAACCGAAGCCAGAAGCAUCUUCAGACAGAUCACAUCGGCUGUCCACUACUGCCAUAAGAACGGGGUUGUGCAUCGAGACCUUAAGCUGGAGAACAUCCUCUUAGAUCAAGAUUUGAAUGUAAAGCUGGCUGAUUUUGGCCUCUCGAAUCAUUUCCAGAAGAGCACGCUGCUGCAAACCUACUGUGGCAGUCCGCUCUAUGCUGCCCCAGAGAUCGUAAAAGGGCUGCCGUACCAGGGGCCAGAGGUGGACUGCUGGGCACUGGGGGUGUUGCUGUAUGCCCUCGUCUACAGCAGCAUGCCGUUUGAUGGGGCCAGUCACACAAAACUCACAGAACAGAUCACCCAAGGUCGCUAUCGCAGACCCAACCCUCCCUCGGACGCCUGUGCUCUCAUUGACUGGUUGCUGACGGUGCGUGUGGAUGAGAGGGCCACGAUAGAGGACGUGGCUAACCACUGGUGGGUUAACUGGGGCUAUGAAGAGAGUGUGUGUGACUGUCCUUCAUCUCUGCACCAAGAAUGCCCCUCCCCGCUGCUGGCUCGCUACAUCGACUGGCAGAAUCAGGUUACUGCUACUAGCAAUUUGACAGUGGAUGCAGAGUGCUUAUCGUCAGACUCCUCCGGUCCUCCUCAACACGCUUCCAACCCCUUUUACUUCAGCUUGCCCCUGAAGCAGGACUGCGGGGGAGGAGGAAGGGUACGUGGUGGAAUGUCGAGCCUUAGGAAGUCUCGCAAGGAGAAUGCAAUUCCCCAGAGUGCACAGGGUGCUUCUGCUGGCGUUUGUCUAGCUGUUGCUUCUUCAACUGUGAUUUCCUCCACUUCCACAUUUGAAAGAAAGAAGCCCAAAGGUAUUCUGAAACACCAGAGGAGUUUAGAUUCAGUCUUUCACAGCCCUCCGAGGGAAAAUUCUGCCUCUCAGCUCUGUAACACCGCUCCACAGCCUUGUCGAACACAAACUCUUGCUCACGUGUAUGUUGACGUCCUGUCAACCAGCCUUCCGUCUCCGACGACAUUCAGCCAGCCUUCAUCCAAAAUGCCCAAGAAAGGGAUACUAAAGAACUUGUAUGGUAGAGAGUCAGGUUAUGGUUCAUCAUCAGACAGAAGGGGCUCAGGUGUAGGAAUUAUAGAAAAUAAUGCAGGUGAGUCAUGUUCCCACAAACAACAAACAUGUCUCCCAGGAGUUCAAGGCAGUCCCACGAUGCACGCAGAAGCAGUAAGGAGACGAAAAGGUAUUUUGAAACGUAACGGAAAGUUUUCUCGCAGUCUGGAUCUUCCUGACAACCACCACUCAUCUCCCUCUCCAACUCCUGCCAUAUUCCCUGAGGCUCUGCAACAUCUCCUCCAGACCGCGGGGGAUGCUGAGGGCCGUCACAGCCGCCCCUCUAGCGUGGUGAGCGAGGAUAGCCUCUUCUCAUCCGAUUCCUUUGAUCUGCUGGAUCUUAGCUUCCAGUCACGUCGCAAGAUUUUCUCAAGGGGGGUGCAGCACGGCUCUGAGGAGGAUUUGGAGCAGCUGAGAGCUGAGGCAGACAGGGAUGUUGAAGAAUAACAGACAAAAAAGGAAAUGCUAUAAUAGAGAGGGUAAAAGAAACUUCAGUGUGUUGAAAACUGGGUUUAAUUGCAGUUCUUCAGUUCAGUUUUCUGCGAUAAUCGGUGUCUGCCAUCUUGAAAAGACUUAUUGAACUCUGGAACGGUUGCAUCUCAAGUACACAGACUCUCGUGACAUUGCACUGCCAAUGUAAAGCACCAUGUAAACUAUAGUGUAGCCUGUUUAACUGUAUUCAUCUAAACGGGAGCUGAUUUGCAGAGAUGGGCGCUGACUGCGGCAGAAUAGUUUAAUGGACUCGGUCUGACCUCACCUGCACAACAAGAUCUUGUAGAUUUUGCAGAUUUUUGUUCACGACUCUCAAAAUCUUUGUGUAACUGCUGUAAUCUGCUAAUGUGCUAAUCCACCCAUCUUGGAUUUACAGUGUCAUGUAUGAGUAAGUCAAAGGACUUAAGAGUGUUUCCAUCCACCUGCAUUUCUGGACAUUUUUGUACAUAUGAAAUUUGAGGAGUAAAUUCAGAAAAAAGGAGAAAAAAAUGACUGUAAAUAAAGUAAAAUGUUGGUAUAUUGAUAGCAGUGAAAUGAGGCAGUCGAAGCCAGCUGUUACAGAAAAACUGUACAUGAGGUAUGUUAGCUAAAAGCAUACAGGACUGAUGGAAAAAAGAUCAUUUAUUAAAUUAAUUUAUGAAACAAAUAUAAAUGUAAUUUCAAAUUUUCUGCAUUGUUUGACAGUGUUACUGUUUUUACUGGUGAUCUUUUGCGAUAUAUAAUUUGCACCCUGUUGUUCUGCGGUGGUUGCGAUAGCACCCAGCUAUAAAUUUAACAUCAUCAGCUACGUAUCUUGAAGUGAACAUCUUCACGCAUUAACAUUUGCAUAUGAAAAUAGAUAUGCAUAUAAAUUUGCUUUGCGCUUGAUGAUUUUCUGAAAUUUGUUAGUUUGUGCAGUGUUUGGAUGGAAACUAGACUGUAGCAGCCUCUGUAUAAAUUCUGCUGAAUUGAACUUUGGGAUACUUUGUGACAGCACUUUACAUCGCUUUAUAAGCCUUAUAUAAACAUUAAUACAUGGUUAUAGCACACUAAAAUGUAGCAGAUACUGUAUCAGGACAUUUUAAGUGUUCGGUAUUAACCUAUAUUAUUUGUCAACAAUUAUAAUUUCUCAUCUGAGGAUAAAUUUUGUUUUUAUUCAUUUAUUUACCAUCCUGCUAAUAUUUAUACACUGUGGGCUCCCACAAGAGGGGCUGUAGUUGUUGACAGAUACAUCAUAUUGGUUACAAACCAUUCAUUAAAUGUUUAUGUUCCACUUAUCUAAAAUGCUAAAUCUGGGAAGCUUAAGUAUUGCCAAUGUCACUAUUUGUUUUUGAGUAUAUUUAUACCACACAGUGUUGCACUGUGCACAGUUUGCUCAUUUGCACCAACACACACAGUGUGCAUAGCAGGUAGAUCACAUUGCUUUUUACCGUGACACCACCUGUGCUGCUCUGGAUGUUUAAGGUGAUGUAUGCAGUAGAUGUAUGCAAUUUUAAAUCUGUGAUUUUCAUACUGUGACAAAAAGAAUUCUCUUAAACUUUUUUUUUAUAUUUUUGUUCU
Archocentrus centrarchus (flier cichlid) is the source of this 3888-nucleotide messenger RNA. Its product is annotated as NUAK family SNF1-like kinase 1. The record is from RefSeq and is a predicted model, not a curated record. Gene Ontology annotation, cellular component: cytoplasm. The coding region runs from base 214 to 2304 and encodes 696 amino acids. The transcript has 7 exons. Gene Ontology annotation, molecular function: tau-protein kinase activity; ATP binding. Gene Ontology annotation, biological process: intracellular signal transduction; microtubule cytoskeleton organization; protein phosphorylation. Lineage: Eukaryota; Metazoa; Chordata; Actinopteri; Cichliformes; Cichlidae.